Molecule: messenger RNA, 432 nt
Organism: Monopterus albus (swamp eel)
Lineage: Eukaryota; Metazoa; Chordata; Actinopteri; Synbranchiformes; Synbranchidae
Product: hydroxyacyl-thioester dehydratase type 2, mitochondrial-like
Exons: 2
Coding region: 1-432 (143 amino acids)
Biological process (GO): fatty acid biosynthetic process
Cellular component (GO): mitochondrion
Molecular function (GO): (3R)-hydroxyacyl-[acyl-carrier-protein] dehydratase activity
Source: RefSeq, a predicted model, not a curated record
AUGGAGGAGUCUCCUCCCUCCUGCCGGCUGCUGCACAUUGGCCAGCGAGCCUCCCUCACCAAAGCGUUUUCCUCUCACGAUGUGGAGCUGUUUGCUGAGCUGACUGGCGACACCAACCCCUUACACCUGGACCCCACUUACGCUCGCACCACCUCCUUUGAGAUGCCCAUCGUCCAUGGCGUCCUCAUCAAUGGGCUGAUCUCGGCCGUGCUCGGAACCAAGAUGCCCGGCCCUGGCUGCAUCUUCCUGUACCAGGAAAUCCGAUUCCCUGCACCGCUGUAUGUCGGCGAGGAGGUGUUGGCUGAAGCUGAGGUCCGCAAGAUCAAAAUGUCAUUUGCCUUCAUUGCUGUGACGUGCUCAGUCAAGGACAAGGUGGUGAUGGAGGGGGAGGUGAUGGUGAUGAUGCCUGAGGAGCAGCAGCAGAGGGAGUAA